CAGUCCAACACAUUUGACAGGAUAAACAGCUCAAGUUUUGAUAGAAACAGGAUUAUAGAUAUUGUAACCAUGGCAACAGGAUGUCAGCAGCUUGUCCCAGAGUGUAUCUGGUCUUGUGUGUUACUGGUAGACAGGGAACAACUCAGUGGAAUCUCCAUACAGGCCCUGGUUUGUCACAAACUUGACUAACUUAACCACAAGUUCCUGUUGACUUGAAGUCUUGGAGGUUAGUUGUGUGUGUCAGUUAAUGGAGGAAGCUGGUGGAACUCGGUGCUAUUUGGAAAAAAGGACAUUUGCUUGUCAUCCAUUUUGUUGGAAAAAGUGUUCCCCAAUCUGCAGGAGGAGGUUCUACCCAGUGGAUACUGGGCUGUUGUACUUACACAACUUUGUGCUUGGUCAUCACUUGAAGUUUGAAACAAGCAGGACAUCAGCAACAUUUUUAAACUUUAUGACUGAUCACAUUUGAAAAAGAUCAGUUUCAAAUGUUUGGUGGAUAUUAGACAAUCUCUGUCUGGACUUUUGCCAUUUUUGCCUUGUUGAAUGUUGUGAGGUUGUCAGCACAUUGAUCUAAGUAUGGUUCUGACAGGGACCAUUUAGCAAGUUGACAAGAACUGGCUGUACUGAUAAAGUGUCCAUCCUAGCUCUCACCACUUUAUGGUGGGGCCACAGCACAUGUUUACAGAUUUCUGGAGAGAUAAGUCCUCUCUGCUGUGAUUUGCAUCCAUCAAAUACCAUAAUGGACCAGCCUGAUUCUCACAUGCAGAUAUGAGAGUUAUGAGGCAAACAGUUGUUCACUAGCACUGUGAUGUGCUUAUUUCCCACAGUGUUUUAACCACCACAACACUGAGGCCAAGUCCUCUCAUUACUGACUAGACCACGUGGGAACUAAUAUUGUCAUCUCAGGCCUACAUUCUGUUCUCAUCACCUCCUUGUAAGUGUGGCACAUGGAUGUAGACCAUACACACUAAAGGAGGAUUAGCUGGAGGUGCCACCAAGUCACCUGUAGCCUGCACUCGGUGGUAUUCCUGCAUAUACCCCAACAAUUUGGAAACUUGUUUAUGUUGUGUAUGACUGUCAGCGUUGGUACAGUACUAGAGUGUGAAGGAAUAUGUUUACGAGUAUCCAGGCUGUGGGUAGAGACAAACGCUACUAAAUCCCUGUGUCCAGGAAAACGUUUACCACGUUGUCUGUGAUCCAUUUGACUUUACCACAACAGGGCAAGAUGACACAGAUCAUGCCGAUAUCCGCCUUCUUGGAGAACCUCACCAUGGUGAAGCGGUCUCGACUUGAUAACGAAUCUGAGUUGGUCGACAACACCAGCCCUGUGGUGUCAGCAGCAUCAAGGUUAGUGGAUCUGCAGCCCCUGUCUAGCAGUCCAGGCAGCAGCUCUCACCUUGACAGUGCCACCAACUCCCCUCUCAGCCAAGCUCAGGCGCAGGCUCAAGCACAAGCUCAAGCACAAGCCCAGGCUCAAGCACAGGCUCAGGCCCUCUCUGACACACUCAACACAAAUGGCACUGCUGAGGGCAGCUUGGUUCUGCCCGUGUCAGAUGGGACAACCUAUGCCAACCCCAACUCUUGGGUGAUCAGCAACACUGUUAAUGCAUCCUCAUUGAUUGUAAAGAGUGAACCCUCCACAGAGAACAGCUCGUCUGAGUCUCCCUUCACGGCAAGCACAGCCAGUGAUAAUCUGGACACUUUCACAGCUGACCCAAACAAGGCUUCUCCAACUUUCCAGAAUUCUACAUAUCCAGCCAACUUUUAUAAAACUGCUGGCCAGUUUGCUCAAAUCCUCACAACAUCAGCAGCAGCGGAGGUGAACAGCAUCAUCACAACAACCUCCACACAGGACACUGCCGCCACUGUUGCUGCUGUCGCCGCUGCUGCCACAACUGCCACCACAGAAAACAACAUGGCCUACGUCGGUGGGCAGAGUUCAAAUUCUUUUAUUCCAUCAACGGGGUACCCGUAUCAGGGUGGCCAGAACCCAUACAGCAUGCUGCCUUCUGCCUAUGGGACCGAGUUGGGGAAACUUAAAACCCAGCCCAGCCAAGUCGUGUCGCCUCCUAGCUAUAUGGCAGGAUAUAAUCCUUUAAAUCAACCAAGCCAAAGCUAUUAUGGUCCUAAUACAAAUAUCCCUUACACAAACACAGCAGGAAGUUUUAGCUCACAAACGGCCAUAGAUGGGUACUACACUGGUUAUGGUACAACAAGUACCGGCUUCUACCCCCAGUACCCCUACAACAUCCCGACAACGUCAGUGUCCACUGCAUCCACAGUGCCUUCUACACAGACAUAUCAACUCAUUGAUGUCCCCAACACCACCACCACAGUCUCGACAAAGUGUGCCAAUGGACUGUAUCAUCUGCAUGGGCACCAAAUAGACAGUUUACGCCAGUUGUCUAGUGAACACAGUGACCAACAACUCACACCUAGUGUGCAUGAAGCAGCAGAGAGUCAAUAUAACAUAACCAGUCCAUCCCCACCUUUGAAACAAGAGAAUGGUAGCACAGGCAAGAGAGUACCAAGGAACCGUGGGCGGCGAACACAGCCCUCACCAGGGCCAGAGUCUGACUUAGAGAGAGUUUUUGUAUGGGAUUUAGACGAAACGAUAAUUAUCUUUCACUCUCUUCUAACUGGGUCUUAUGCACAGAGAUAUGGCAAGGACCCCCCUGCUAGUGUGUCGUUAGGAUUACGCAUGGAGGAGAUGAUUUUCAAUCUAGCUGACACGCAUUUGUUCUUUAAUGAUUUAGAGGAAUGCGACCAGGUUCAUAUAGAUGACGUUUCUUCUGAUGACAAUGGACAAGACUUAAGCAAUUAUAAUUUUGCCACUGAUGGUUUCCAUGCGGCGGCUAGCAAUGCGAACCUGUGUCUGGCGACUGGCGUGCGGGGUGGGGUGGACUGGAUGAGAAAGCUGGCCUUCAGAUACAGGCGCAUUAAGGAGAUCUAUAACAGCUAUAGGAACAAUGUCGGAGGUUUGUUGGGUCCUCAGAAGCGAGAUCCAUGGCUGCAGCUGAGACAGGAGAUUGAGAGUUUAACCGACAACUGGCUCACUCUGGCUCUCAAGUCUCUCUCUAUCAUCAGCUCUAGAAAUAACUGUGUGAAUGUUCUGGUUACGACGACGCAGCUUGUUCCGGCCCUGGCCAAAGUUCUAUUGUAUGGUCUUGGGGGUGUAUUCAACAUUGAAAAUGUCUACAGUGCAACAAAAAUAGGUAAAGAGAGCUGUUUUGAGCGGAUCAUCUCACGGUUUGGCAGGAAGUGCACUUAUGUUGUUGUAGGCGAUGGUCGGGAUGAGGAGUCGGCAGCCAAACAGGUAAUGAACUGGCCUUUCUGGAGGAUAUCCAACCAUUCCGAUCUUGCAGCCCUUCACCAUGCACUGGAUCUAAGCUACCUCUAGACUCCCACGAGUGUUAUAGCCACUAUAUAAUACAUCUUUUGAUUGGUUCUCUGAGAUUACUGUCCAGUGACAGACGAAGCGCCACAAGGCGGUGAAUGAGUGAGCACACAUCCCAUAAUAUACUCAUGAUUGUGCAGUGAUACUCGUGUGCCCACAAGCAGUGACUGACUGACUUACUCAAAAGGAUCGCCAGAUCUGGAGCAGGACCCUCUCUAAAUCACCUGAUGACAAAUGGAUGCUUCAGAAUCUGGCCUACUCAUUUCCGGGUAUUAUUGUGAUAUCCGUUACCCUGACAAUCAGGAGAGAGAAGAGAGGACUAUAUGGCAGACUGCACCUUUUGCAGAAUCACCUACUCACAGUUCUUGAGAACAAUCUCCUUGUUUUGAGAAUGAUGACUGUAUUUAUUACUGCAUGUUGAACUAAAGGGAUCAAACUAAAAGACGAUCGCACAAACUGAGCAUUAUCGCAUAUUGGUUUCUGCACGUUGGACCUCCAACACGUCUGGCUGCCGACAGCUCGAUGGAUGUAUUGACAGUGCGUGAUGCAGACAUCUGACACAGUGCUAUAAGGACUAUCAAGUCCUGUUUACCCACACAAAUGAAUAGAAUCCAGAAAGAAAGUUCACUUUGAAAACAAUAAAUUCACAAAGAACCUUAUGCCUUAGGAAAAUCAUUCCCAGAGAAUUUGUUGAGAGCCGAGAUUUUAUUUUGGUGCUGAUCUUGAGACUGUGACCUUGACCUUGUUCUUUGUGUGCGUGUGCAUGUUGCGUUACAAUAACGUUGGCUUGUAGCGGACAUAGUGGCAUUGACCAAUGAAUAUGUCUGCAAGAAAAAUACACUCACAGGAGCGAGAUGGCUUUCUGAAUUAUGGCAUGCAAAUGUGCCGGUCUUUAGCAGAUUGUGAGUGUGGGUCUGUUGCCCCAGGCAGCAGUAUGUACCUCCUCCCUCACACGCGGACCUGCCAUCAGGAUUUGUUUAUUCCAUGUAGGUAGCCUCAUUGGAAUCAGUGUUGAGUGUUGUGUUUUCCUUGUUUAAAUCCAGUCUUAAAACUUGUAAUCUGGACAAAUGUGAUUUCAAACACCAAUCCUAGCAUUCCAAUAAAAAUGAUCUAAUUUUUCCAUCAUUGAAAGCGCUCCUCCCUUUUACUCCCCCUUCCUUGUAACAGCGUCCGUCACUUUGAGUGUAGUGUUUCCAGUGGGCUUUAGUAUUAAUGUUUUGUUUCAUUAUGUGUCCCAGUGUGAACAGUACCGCAGUGGACCUCUGAGAGAGGAGGUAUACGUUUGCCUCCCAUGUUAUACAUACAUACAUAUAUAUAUAUAUAUUGCCAUUGGAAGAGACUUUGUGUGAUGUACAGUUCCAUUAACUGAAGACCUUCUCCUACUACCAUAUCGGCGGACUUACAAGACUGUCCAUAUGUUCUGGACAACCUGUGUGUAUUCUUAUAAUGGUUUUCUAUUGUGUGCCACACAGUUUAUAUCAAAGAUGAAACUAGAUUUUGUGAUGAAGGUUUUAGGUAGCCUCCCUAUAUUCCAGUGUGGAGUGGAUAUGUGAUGCUCCUGCAUGAGGUUCCGUUGAGGUGAACUGUCUUCAUAUCACCGUGAUCAUUACAUGUCAGUCAGUGCUCACUUCAAGUCAGACUGAAGGUUACUCAAAGCUUUAAUUGUCAUUACAAAUAUGUUUUAUAAUGCUUCAUUUUAAUACUUUUAAACACAUUUUAUUAUUUAUCAAUUUGAAAACCAGCUUUAACAGGAGUUUUUAGUAGUCUCAUCAAAUCAUCAGUCUUUUAAAGGAACUUUUGAAAGAAAACAGGAUUAAUACUUAAUUGGAAAUUAAGUUAAGUCAUUUUAAUGUUGUAUUUGAUAUGAAUAUGUUAUUGUUAUUGAUCUAAGAGGGAACAUUUUGUGUGGAGGGAGAACCCUAUGAAACUAUCAAGUUUAACAUCCUACUAAGUGUGAAAGAUUUCUAGCUAACACUGUAACUGGGACAAGUGAAUCUGGCAAUAAGUCUUUUCACGCAAUUAUUCCUGAAUUCUAAUUCUUUGGUGACAUUACUACUGGGUGGUUUAAUGGGUGUACUGCUUAAUGCUAAGCCUUCCUUGUCCUUAGAAACCUUAUGGAAAGAAGAAACAUAUCUAAGAUAGGAAGAAAUUAAGACUUUUAGGCCGGCUUAUGCUGCUCUUUGUUCGAGGUUUGGGGAAGAGAAUAAGUCAAGAACAUUGUCAAUUUCUUUGAUUGGCGCUUGUCUUCGGUCAUCGAAAGGUAAAUUAUUUCUUUAUCUUUUAUUGAGUUUAAUGAGACAAACCACAGUGUUAAGUAGAUGAGUCUUGUAUUGACUUUUUAUCAUGGAUGCCACGAGAUAUUUAAACUUGAACUUUUAUUAAGCAAAUUACAUAUUUGAAAAUGUGCAAUAUUGUCAUUAUUAUGGAUACAAAACGAGUGUCAACGUCAUAGUGGAUAGAUCAUGAGUUCAUUUCAUGCAUUUGUAAUUAGAUGUCACAAUCAUUCUACAAAGUAUGCAGCCAAAUCUGGAGACGUAUUCCCACAGCAGUUGGGCAAUCCACUGUUAUUUAUGUACAAACAAUUUAAUACAUGAUUGUUUCCAUUAUACAUCCACAGUCAUUCAGACUGACUGUACAUGAAGUUUGUGAAAUGCACAAAUCUCAUUAUCACAAACAGUAUUAAUUGUUUGAGUUUUGUUGAUGCUUAGUAAAUUAUUCAUGGGACUUGCCAUUGAAGUUUAUUUUGAAAUCUCGAUACAUCUUUGAAAGUAAAAUAAACUCUUAUUAUAUAAAAAUAUUGUUUCUCAGAUUGCAGUAUAGUGUGGAAAGAAACACUGGCUUCUGAAAAUAAGAAGAGUGUUUACAAUUGCAUAAUUUGAAGGGGUGCAAAGUGAGACCAACCCAGUCCUUCUACUAACAGCAUAAUAACCACACAAUGAGUUGACCACAAUCUCCACUGGUGUAUUUCUGUGUAACAAUUAACAAUGUAUAGUUUAACUGGAAUAUCUUCAAAACUCAUAAACCUCAUCCACCUCCAGGUACAAUGUGAUGCUCUCAUCAGUAUCAGCGUACCUGGAGGACGUCACAAGACCUGUAGUCCCGGGCAGCGACAAGACAAUCAUUUGCAGGAAUCGUGUAGCCUAUUUUCUAUGUGUCAGUCGACAGCUGACUGGCUGACUGUGUUCUGUACUGUUCUGUACCAUGUCAGCCCAUGGUAAGAGUAAAAUAUUACUGUCAUUUGGUUUAUUGGAUGUUUGAAAUCCAGGGGCUGUCUUAAUCAUAAAUGGGUGCCAUUUUCCACUUAGAUGAAGUAUUGUAUAAAUAAAAGAUAUCAGGAUAUAUA
Molecule: messenger RNA, 6737 nt
Organism: Haliotis rubra (blacklip abalone)
Lineage: Eukaryota; Metazoa; Mollusca; Gastropoda; Lepetellida; Haliotidae
Product: eyes absent homolog 1-like
Exons: 20
Coding region: 1223-3397 (724 amino acids)
Biological process (GO): cell differentiation; multicellular organism development; negative regulation of extrinsic apoptotic signaling pathway in absence of ligand
Cellular component (GO): nucleus
Molecular function (GO): protein tyrosine phosphatase activity
Source: RefSeq, a predicted model, not a curated record